AGUAAAGCACGUACUAUUAUAUACUCUUCGAUUCGAUGCCGUAACAUUAUAUGCAAAUAAAUAAAUCAGAAUAUUGUGAUCAAACAAUGGUAUUGAAAGUUUGUGAUGUUGUGCUAGUGUUAUGUGUUAUAGUGUCCGAUGUUGCGAAUGUGCAAGCACGAAGAGUUCACAAAAUAUUUAACAACGAUGUCAAACACGACAUUAAGGUAUUUAAGAUUCCUACGAGUCUACAUGACGGAACUAUUAUAACUCUAUUUGGGAAAAUAAAGUUUACCGAAACGUUACAAGUGGAUUUAAAAGCGAAAACAAUGAGCGAAAACAUUUGCAGCUUCAUAUUCAGCCCAAAGGAUGGAAAUGUCGUCGCUAUGUCACAAACUCUUAUCCUACACAACAGUUCGUAUAACGUAAGCCACAUUACAGAUCUUGUAACGUUCUCCAUAAGAUGGAUAGCGACAUCAAGAACACCUUCAAAUUCCGAUAUCAUAUCAAUACUAUUUGAAAGCAAUGACGCGGGUGAAACUUUUGUCGAACAAUGUGAAUUUCAGUCGCUGAGCCUAAUUGACGAAAUCAACGUUAAUGGUUCUGCGCAUAUUCAAAGGCUGAGCUUUGACUAUAAAGAACAAUAAAGCUCAAUUAAAAUAUACGUGAUAGAAGAAGCUCAUGAAGUGAUAA
This is a messenger RNA of Zerene cesonia (dogface butterfly), 672 nucleotides long. RefSeq lists its product as uncharacterized. Lineage: Eukaryota; Metazoa; Arthropoda; Insecta; Lepidoptera; Pieridae. The record is from RefSeq and is a predicted model, not a curated record. The transcript has 3 exons. Bases 51 to 626 code for a protein of 191 amino acids.